Messenger RNA from Lucilia cuprina (Australian sheep blowfly), 718 nucleotides. RefSeq names its product eukaryotic translation initiation factor eIF1 (gene eIF1). Gene Ontology annotation, cellular component: eukaryotic 43S preinitiation complex. The transcript has 3 exons. NCBI's taxonomy places the organism in Eukaryota, Metazoa, Arthropoda, Insecta, Diptera, Calliphoridae. Gene Ontology annotation, molecular function: ribosomal small subunit binding; translation initiation factor activity; RNA binding. The record is from RefSeq and is a predicted model, not a curated record. The coding region runs from base 295 to 627 and encodes 110 amino acids. Gene Ontology annotation, biological process: translational initiation.
UAUCAAUUUCUUCAAAAGUUGCAAACACAUUUUCACGCGCUCGAGUAUUUUUUCUAUUGGAUAUUAUAAAUUCCAAGUCAGAAAAGAAAUUAAAUUUAUAAAUAAAUAAAACAAAUUAGAGAAGCAAAGAAAAAACCUUAAACAUUUUGAGGUUUUUGUGAAAUCUAAUAAAAAAAGAAAGCAAACAAACAAAGAAAAAAGUUUUCGACUACAAAAAGCAGAAAAAAAGAGGAAAUACACACGUCAAGCACGCUUUUUUAUUUUUUGGCUGUUGGUGAUUUUUUUUAAUAUCGUAUGUCCAUCCAGAAUUUAAAUACAUUCGACCCCUUUGCUGAUGCAAUCAAGGGUGCUGAUGAUGAUGUUCAAGACGGACUUGUGCAUAUAAGAAUUCAGCAGCGUAAUGGUCGCAAAACAUUAACUACUGUACAAGGUUUAUCAGCCGAGUAUGACCUAAAGAAAAUUGUGCGAUCAUGUAAAAAGGAAUUUGCAUGCAAUGGCACAGUAAUUGAACAUCCCGAAUACGGAGAAGUUUUGCAACUCCAGGGAGAUCAACGUGAAAACAUAUGCCAAUGGUUGACAAAGGCUGGUUUAGCCAAGCCUGAUCAAUUAAAAGUUCACGGUUUUUAAACCUUCUCAUUAUAGUUAUUACUACGACUACGACAACAACAACAGCAACAAACAAAAACGUAUAAUAAGAACUAUAACAACAACAACAACA